Messenger RNA from Toxotes jaculatrix (banded archerfish), 2772 nucleotides. It is a transcript of the gene baiap2l1b, whose product is annotated as BAR/IMD domain containing adaptor protein 2 like 1b. Gene Ontology annotation, biological process: actin crosslink formation; positive regulation of actin filament polymerization; plasma membrane organization. Bases 292 to 1827 code for a protein of 511 amino acids. The transcript is spliced from 14 exons. Gene Ontology annotation, molecular function: protein binding. The record is from RefSeq and is a predicted model, not a curated record. Gene Ontology annotation, cellular component: nucleoplasm; cytosol. Lineage: Eukaryota; Metazoa; Chordata; Actinopteri; Toxotidae.
UUUUUGCGCUCACACUGCAGCAGCAGCAGCAGCAGCCGCAUACAGCUGGACUCUCUUCUACUGGGGUUACUUUUCUCCUUUUUCUUCUCCCUCUGCUCUAUCUUUUUAUUUUUUUUCCUUUUGGUAUGUGUGCGUCUUGCGUCUCCUGCUGGCUAUGAGGAAUUUCAUGUGUCCGUAGGUCUGGUCACUUUUCCCAUUUGGACCUUUUUUUUUCUGUUGUUGUUAUUGUGGGAUUUUGUUUUUUGUUUUUGUUUUUUCUUUGUCGGGCGUCGUAAGGGAUCUAAGUUAAAUAUGUCGAGGAACGCGGAGGAGGUGAACAGGCUGACUGAAAGUACAUACAAGAGUGUGAUGGAACAGUUCAACCCAGGACUGAGGAACCUGGUCAACCUGGGAAAAAACUAUGAGAAAUCAGUGGCUGCAAUGACCCUGGCGGGAAAGUUGUAUUUUGAUGCAAUGUCUAAGAUUGGGGAGAAUGCUGCAGUGUCUCCUGUCUCCAGAGAAUUAGGUGUAGUGCUGAUGGAGAUCUCAGAGGUCCACAGGAAGGUCAAUCUUGAGCUGGAAGAAAAUUUUAAGAGGUUCCACAGGGAGAUAAUCGCCGAGCUGGAGAGAAAGACCGACAUGGAUGUCAAAUACAUGACAGCCACAUUUAAGAGAUAUCAGAUAGAACACAAGACGAAGCAGGACUCUCUGGAGAAGUCCCUGUCAGAACUGAAGAAGCUGAGGAGAAAGAGUCAAGGCAAGAAUGCCAACAAGUACGAGAACAAGGAGAGCGAGUGCCUGGAAACAUUGACGAACCGUCAGAUGGACAUGCAGUUGUUCAUCGCAGACGGAUGUAAGGAGGCUCUGCUGGAAGAGAAGAGGCGCUUCUGUUUCCUUGUGGACAAACACUGUAUGUUCACCUAUCAGAUCUCUUCCUUCCACGACAAGGCCAGAGACAUGCUGACGGCAAAGCUGAGCAGCUGGCAGGACCAGUGCAACGACGCCACCGUCAUGCCCGAGAGCAUCUUGUCAAUGAUCGAGGGUCUGCGGACAUCUGUCUCCAUCACUCCGCUGCCCUCGCCCUCCCCGUCACAUCGCAGCGUGAACGCCGCUGCUCCCCCGGCUCCACCUUUGAAGCCUCAGACCAGCCCACUGGCUAACAUGUUCACCCAGGAGAACAACACUACCAAUGUAACCACCACUACCAACAACAGCACAGAUCAUGGGAACAGCGAGGAGAGCAGUCUUGCCAGGUCUGUGUCUGUUGCCACGGGUCUCAACAACAUGGUGAAGAGGCCACGUGUGCGCACCAUCUUCCCACACAGCGCCGGCAACAACAGCACACUGCUCAGCUUCGACGAGGGAGACGUCAUCAUCCUGCUCAUCCCUGAUGAGAGAGACGGGUGGAUGUACGGCGAACUGGAAAAGAACGGAAAGAGGGGCUGGUUCCCUUCAUCUUACUGCCUUGCACUCUCCGAGCCACUCGUGAAUAACAACAGUGUGUCUGUUGCACCGUACCGCAGUAGAAGUGUGGUCAACCUGCACCAUCAGGACACAGAGACAGACGAGGCGACCAUGGUGCUCCCCCCGGCGGACUACUGCGACACCCCGCAGCGCACCAUCAUCAAGAACAACACCUCGUCCAGCAACACCGUCACCACAAAUAACAACCACCAGCACUCUCCCACGCCCUCCGCAGCCUCCUCCACCUCGUCCAAUCACAACAUGGCAGUCCAGCCUAAUGGCAUCUCAAGACCUCCACCCGCUUACCUCGCGGGAGGGAACCCGUUUGCCACAGUCAGGCUACGUCCAACCGUCACCAACGACCGCUCCGCACCCGUCAUCUGACCUGUCCAAAUAUACGCCCAUCCUCGGUUCGCACAGCUCUUCAUCAACCAUCCUGUGUCAUCUACGCAGGACAUGCAGCUCUGCCCUGGCUUUACUGUUCAGCAGCUUCUCCUGGUCUGGAAGAAACCAGACAAAACUUGGCCAGCACUGAGAAAACAAAAAAAAUGCCAUUAGAAUCUGGGAUCCCCUUUACUGCUGAAAACCCUCAUGUGGAAGUAUUUUGGGACCAUUUUAUUUACAGAACAGAUUGCUCGUAUAUUUAAAAUAAUGUAUUUUCUAUGUCUAUUUUUGUCCUUCUGUGUGUGGUGGUGAUAUUUAAAUGACCACAUUCCUACCUGCACUUAAGAGACAGACGAAUAAAAAUGGUCAAAGAAAACAUUGCAAUAUAUUUAUGCUAUUCAUGUUGCUUGUGCAUCGCCAAAACGAAGAAAUCGUUUCUGUUACCAUAGGACAGUAGAAGAAUGUACUGUAGAGGACCUCUGCAUUUCACAUUCAGGUCCAUAUGACAAUGUUGCAGCUCAGCGUUGAUACUAAAAUGAUGUUGAGAAGAUUGCAAACAUUUAAAGAGAUGCAUCCAAAAAGGCUCACAAGUGAACUUUAUCCUUAAGUCUCUCUUGUAUAUACAUUUUUACAACAGAUGCUAUACAUAUUGUCCUUUGCCAUCUAACUUAACUGUUUGUAGAGCUAGAAGACAAUGGAGACAGGACUUUUGCCUUAAUGACACAUACAUACCUACUGUAAAAUACUACUUACCUGUUGCAUCCUUCAGUUUGUGGACAUGAGUUGUGACACUCAAACCUGUCUGCACACACAGUGAAAUUAUUUCUGCUGUAACCAUCACAUCACAUGGCAUUUUAAGACCACAGUCUACACCGUUUUGGUCUUUGGCACAUGUUACACCCUUAAUAGAAUUUGCUGUAUGAAAAUAAAGAUUUAUUUCUUCAA